This is a messenger RNA of Cryptomeria japonica (Japanese cedar), 1041 nucleotides long. Its product is annotated as expansin-B3. Gene Ontology annotation, cellular component: extracellular region; plasmodesma. The record is from RefSeq and is a predicted model, not a curated record. Lineage: Eukaryota; Viridiplantae; Streptophyta; Pinopsida; Cupressales; Cupressaceae. The coding region runs from base 99 to 902 and encodes 267 amino acids. The transcript has 5 exons. Gene Ontology annotation, biological process: sexual reproduction.
AUACUCAGGAACAGUUCCAAGUUGAACAAUCUCAUUCUCUACAGCUUUCUACUGAGUAAUCGUAAGAAGUUGUAAUUUGUUAUAGUGCCACCAAAGAGAUGGUGGAUAUGAAAACUUGUGUGUUUUAUUUGAUAGAAAUAGUGUCUGUUUGUUCAAUGUUGGUAUCCUGUCAAGCUGGUUUUAUAGGUGACGAUGGAGGCUGGCAGGAGGGUACUGCCACAUGGUAUGGCCCUCCCCCUCCGGAUGGGGAUGGAAGCGAAGGUGGUGCAUGUGGAUAUGGAGGACUAGUGAAAACAAACAUGUUCAAUUCAAGAAUAGCAGCAGUGGGUCCAGCCCUCUUUGUUGAAGGGAAAGGCUGCGGAGCUUGCUACCAGGUAAAAUGCAAGAGUGGAAUAUGUUCGCAAAAUCCUGUUAGUGUGGUGAUUACUGAUGAAUGUGGCGGAUGCAACGAAACACAUUUUGAUCUUAGUGGCAAUGCCUUCGCCGGAAUGGCAUAUCCUGACAAUGCUACGGAGCUUCUUGAUGAAGGUCUUGUGGAUAUCUCCUUCAAACGGGUAGCCUGUGAUUAUGAAGGAAAUAACAUCACCUUCAAAGUUAGUCCACAUGCUACGGCUUACUGGUUCUCCGUGCUGAUUGAGUAUGUAAACGGAGCUGGUGAUAUUGGGUCUGUCUAUCUGCAGCAGGCAGCAUCUGAUGGGUGGGAAGAAAUGACAGAGCAGUCGGGAGCUAAGUGGGCUUUGGAUAGCGGGUCAUAUCUGAAAGCUCCAUUUUCUAUUCGCGUGGAAUCUCUUUCCUCUGGAGAUAUACUCACUGCAUAUGAAGUUAUUCCAGAGAAUUGGAAUGCUGGGGAUACAUACACAUCACAUGUCAAUUAUGAUCCAACCCUCCUGCAAGAAUUUUAAAAAUACAAGCAUAUUAGUAACUAAAUAAAUAAAAUAAUAACAAAGGUGAUUUGGGAAGCAACAUCUGCAAUCAAGCUUCUUUUAUGUAACUCAUCGCAUUUAUAUAACUAUGGCACACAGACUAAAAUUUUUCUGCUUA